AUGCAUGCUUACUGGUCGCUUACAUGUUCGCUUAAGCGACCGGUUCCCAGAACUUGCUAUGCUAGUUUGCUUACGCGUUCGCUUAAGCGAACAAUCAUAGUUCUGCAGAAAAAUAUUACUGCGAAAAUCGGGCUGUUACAAGAUGCUGCCAAAGUUCUUGAUGAUGAUCCUUGGCUUUAUGAUAAUUUUCAUUUAGUCAUUGAAAGAAUUGCUCCAGGUUGUGUACCACGCCUUGUCAAUCUGAAUCACCUUGACAUUUGGGUGCAUGUUCACGGAUUACCCCUUGGUUUCAUCCAGCAAAGGGUUGGUCAGGGCAUUGGUCAGUUUUUAGGUGAAUUGAAAUCUUAUGACAGUCAUAAUUCUGUCCACAGUUCCUACAUGAGAUUGAAGGUUAGAAUUGAUGUUUCUGUACCCCUGAAAAAGCAGUGGCAGUUCCGAACCAGUAAUGGAAAUUAUGUGACAAUUAUGUUUAAAUAUGAAAAGCUGGGAAUUUUUUGUUACAAAUGUGGUCUUCUAGGUCGUACUGACAAAGUAUGUCCUCAAUUGUUUGAACUGGAUUUUCUUGAUGGUGUUCGCGAGUGGGGGAUUGAUCUACGUCCUUCUGUUCUACAUGUAGGGACCGUUGCUACCAAUAGAUGGUUGCAAGAUCCCAUCCCAAAUGUUGUUCCUCACACAAAUGAUAUGUCGGGUGGAACUCAACAUGCUGUAGGUUCCUCGAGUUUAUCCAAUUUGGGUGGCCGUCUCGAAGCUGUUCACAAUGAGAUUAGCGCUAUCAAACAAGGGAUUUUGGUGGCUCAAAACAAUGUGCAGGUCAAGAAUGGUAAGACAACAGUUGAUGUGCACCUUAAUCACUCAUUUCCUACCUCAUCUGCGAAUGUUACUGCUGUUGCUAGGCACCAACUUGUGUUAGGUUUGCCUGCGAUUCCUCUGCAGGAAGAUUACAGGUGCUGAACACGAUUCUAAUUCUGCUGAUAUCGAAGUUGAUGACAUAGGGUCAGAAUUAAAAAAGAGAAAGCGCAUGCUGGCAGAAUGUCUUCAAAGUGGCGUCCCUCAGAAUGAUGCUGAUUUUUCUUUUGCUGUUGAUGGGGUUAAUGAGGAUAAUAAUUUAGGUGAAUCUGUAAGUGGGGGGAAUGAUGAUGUAAUGACUGUUUGUGAAAAUCCAUUAUUUGAAAAUUUAGAUGUAUCGUCCGGCUCUGAUAUUGUGCCACAAUGAUUGAUGGAGAUUGUGGUUAGUAGAGGAAAAAAGAAUCAAUCUAGAUGAAUUCAUUUCGUAUGGGAUCAGUUUG
This is a messenger RNA of Medicago truncatula (barrel medic), 1286 nucleotides long. RefSeq lists its product as uncharacterized. NCBI's taxonomy places the organism in Eukaryota, Viridiplantae, Streptophyta, Magnoliopsida, Fabales, Fabaceae. The coding region runs from base 1 to 951 and encodes 316 amino acids. The record is from RefSeq and is a predicted model, not a curated record. The transcript has 2 exons.